AUCUCCAUCUUCUUUCCUUUAUCCAAUUCUUUUCACUUCAAUAUCCCUGCAGUUUUUAACUUUGGUGAUUCAAAUUCUGACACCGGCGAGCUAAUCGCUGCUGGCAUUGAAAGCCUUCAACCUCCUAAUGGGCAGAGUUAUUUUGGAAGACCAUCUGGCAGAUACUGCGAUGGCCGUCUCAUUGUAGAUUUUCUCAUGGAUGCAAUGGAUUUGCCGUUUCUAAAUGCCUACCUGGAUUCAAUUGGCGCACCAAGUUUUCGCAAAGGGUGCAAUUUUGCUGCUGCAGCGUCCAAAAUACUUCCAGCAACUGCAGAUUCUAUCAGUCCAUUUUCCAUAGGAGUUCAGGUUGAUCAGUUUCUCCGAUUCAAAUCUCGAGUUCUUGAAUUGCAAGCCCAAGGAAAGAAAUAUGCCAAGUACAUCCCAGCAAAGGAUUAUUUUGGGAAGGCAUUAUACAUGUUUGAUAUUGGGCAGAAUGAUCUUGCUGGUGCAUUUUAUUCUAAAACAUUUGACCAAAUAGUUGCCCAAAUUCCAACAAUCUUGGCAGAAUUUGAAGCUGCAAUAAAGACAUUGCAUGAUCAAGAGGCCAGGAAUUUUUGGAUACAUAACACAGGACCUCUUGGUUGCUUGGCUCAAAAUGUAGCCAAGUUUGGAACAGAUCCAUCGAAGCUUGAUGAGCAAGGAUGCGUGAGCGGGCAUAAUGAAGCUGCUAAACUUUUCAAUCUACAGCUUCAUGCCCUCUGCAAAAAAUUGCAGGGCCAGUAUAAAGAUUCACACAUCACAUAUGUAGAUAUUUUCACCAUAAAAUACAACCUGAUUGCAAAUUAUUCCAGAUAUGGAUUUGAUCAGCCUAUAAUGGCUUGCUGUGGUUAUGGAGGUCCGCCAUUGAAUUAUGACAGCCGGAUUGCAUGUGGGAAAACAAAGGACCUGAAUGGAACCACAGUAACAGCCAAAGCAUGCAGUGAUAGUUCUGAAUAUGUGAACUGGGAUGGAAUUCAUUACACAGAGGCUGCAAAUCAGUAUGUUGCAUCACAAAUACUUACCGGAAAGUACUCCGACCCACCCUUCUCAGACAAAAUGCCUUUUCUUCUCAGUCUCAAAUUCUGAAGACCUAAUAUGUUUUCGUUCUCCUCAUUUCUAACUUAUUGCAACAAUUAACAAUGUUAUAAUAAGUACUGAUAGUGCUAUUAUUCGUACAUGGAAGCAAGCACUAUAGAGAUUGCACUCUUUCAUUUCUUUACUCUUAAGUGUGGGUGGACAUGAGAUGCAACGAUUUUCAUUCUUUGAUAAGUUGAGAUAUCAUCUCGAACAUAAACCCAUGUGCUCCCU
This is a messenger RNA of Rubroshorea leprosula, 1326 nucleotides long. The record is from the annotation of a GenBank genome assembly. Lineage: Eukaryota; Viridiplantae; Streptophyta; Magnoliopsida; Malvales; Dipterocarpaceae.